Messenger RNA from Penicillium angulare, 7356 nucleotides. RefSeq names its product type I polyketide synthase. The record is from RefSeq and is a predicted model, not a curated record. The transcript is spliced from 15 exons. Gene Ontology annotation, molecular function: oxidoreductase activity; fatty acid synthase activity. Gene Ontology annotation, biological process: secondary metabolite biosynthetic process; fatty acid biosynthetic process. Bases 1 to 7356 code for a protein of 2451 amino acids. NCBI's taxonomy places the organism in Eukaryota, Fungi, Ascomycota, Eurotiomycetes, Eurotiales, Aspergillaceae.
AUGCGUGUCCAAUUAAAAGAGCGGAGCCCAACGGAGAAGAUGUCCGAGCUCACCAAUGGAAAUACUGAGACAUAUGAGCCAAUGGCCAUUGUCGGUAUGGCCAUGCGUCUACCGGGAGAAGUAUACAAUGGUGAGGAUUUCUGGAAUCUUUUGGUUGAGAAAAGGAGUGGAAGCUGCGAUGUUCCCAAAGAUCGAUACAACAUUGAUGCCUUUUACGAUGCAAACGACAAACCCGGUACCGUGCGGACAAAACAAGGGUAUUUUCUCAAUACCGUCGAUAUCCAACAAUUUGAUAGUAGUGUUUUUACAACUUCUAAGAAGGAACUGGAGCGGCUGGAUCCGCAACAGCGUCAGCUGCUGGAAGUGUCCUAUGAAUGUCUAGAAAAUGCAGGCUGCACCUCAUAUCGCGAUAGCAAAAUUGCUUGCUACGUGGGUGUAUUCACAGAAGAUUGGCAAGAUCUCAAUGCAAAGGAGACCCAACAUAUGGGUGGAUAUCGUGUGACAGGAUAUGGAGACUUUACAUUGAGUAAUCGGGUUUCCUAUGAAUUUGACCUUCAUGGCCCUAGGUCUAUCCAGGUAGGUGAAUGCGACGGGGCCUUAGUUGAGGGUGUCAACAUGAUCUUUUCCCCUACUAUGACUCUGGCCCUCAGCGACCAAGGUGUACUAUCACCUACUGGAUCUUGCAAGUCAUUUGAUGCUGCAGCAGAUGGCUACGCUCGUGGAGAAGCCGUCUCGGCCAUUUAUAUCAAGAAAUUAAGCCAGGCACUAGCAGAUGGGGACCCUGUUCGAGCCGUAAUUCGCGGCACUAGCGUUAACACAGACGGUCGCACUCAGGGUAUGUUGACACCAAGCUCUAUUUCUCAAGAGGCCUUGAUACGUCGUGCAUAUGAGGUCGCAGGUAUUUCCGACCUCUGUCAGACCGCUAUUGUUGAGUGUCACGGGACCGGUACUUCAGCCGGCGAUCCCCUUGAAGCUGCCGCUGUUGCGAAAUGUUUUGGUGAGAAGGGAGUUAUCAUCACAUCGGUUAAACCCAAUGUGGGACACUCCGAAGGUGCCGCCGGCUUGACAAGUCUGAUCAAGGGUGUUUUGGCCCUUGAGCACCACCAAGUGCCCCCGAAUAUCAACUUCAGCACACCCAACCCAAAAAUCCCAUUUGAGGAGUGUAAGCUUCAUGUCCCCAUUGAGCUCGAGCAAUGGCCCCAGGGCCGUGCAGAAAGGAUCAGCGUUAAUUCGUUUGGUAUCGGUGGUGUUAACGCGCAUGUUAUUCUGGAAUCCGUUGAACAAUAUAGCCUUCCGGAGCCCAAAGAGCACGAGACAGUUGUUCAGGAACCACUAAGCCAACAGCACCUAAUGCUUCUCUCCGCCUGUAGCGAAGAAUCCUUGAAAGAAACAAUAGAAAACCAUCGCAAGUAUACCCAAGACAACGCGUCGUCUUUGCGCGACAUCGCAUACACACUGUCAAAUCAUCGGUUGCAUCAUGCCUAUCGCGCCUAUGCCGUGGCAAAAGAAGCAUCCGACUGGCAAGUUUCAGCUAUCGAAACCGUCAAAUCCAAGCCAACCAUCGCCUGGGUAUUCACAGGACAAGGGGCUCAAUGGCCAGAGAUGGGUGCUCAACUGAUCGAUACGAACCCCGUUUUCCAAACGUCUAUCAGGAAUUUGGAUCAAUUUUUGUUGAGUCUGCCGAACGCUCCAUCUUGGACAAUUGAAGUUCAUAGAGCCGAAAUGGGCCACCCACUCUCAAUUGCCCUACAGAUCGGCUUGAUUGACGUUUUAAAAUCUUGGGGAAUCGUGCCCAAGCUCGUUUUUGGCCAUUCAUCUGGAGAAAUGGCUGCUGCAUAUGCUAGCGGCGCUAUUACUGCCGAGGGAGCGAUGGCCGCCGCAACUUUCCGGGGAAUCAGCAAUACCGAAUCAACGCAGAAGGGAUCGAUGGCGGCUAUCGGUUUAGGCCGCGCGGAUGUGACCCCAUAUCUCGAGUCGGGUGUUGUCAUUGCAUGUGAAAACAGUCAUAUGAGCGUAACUCUCGCUGGCGAUGCAGAACCGAUGGUCGCCGUUGUUAAUCGCAUCAAGGCUGAUCACCCUGAUAUACUUGCUCGCUUCCUGAAAGUUGAGAAGGCUUUCCAUUCCCAUCAUAUGAAGGAGUAUGGUGCCUCAUACCGAGAACAUAUUGGACCUUUCAUCACUAGUGUUGAUCCAAAGAUACCAUUCUACUCGGCAGUUACAGGAGACCGGCUGACAGGUAAUGGAUGUCUCGGGCCUGCGUAUUGGCGCCAAAAUAUGGAGAGCCCCGUGCUGUUCAAUUCAUCUAUGCGAGCUGUUCUGAGGGAUCACAAAGAAAAGUUGGUCUUUAUUGAAAUAGGCCCUCAUUCGGCUCUCAAGGGACCCAUGGGACAGAUCCUACGAGACACCAGCCGGUCCGAAGAGGUCCACAUUGGCACAUUACAGCGAAAUAAGAGCUGCCAUGAGAGUUUGCUGCAAUGCGCUGGUAAUUUGUUCCAACAGCAUGUUGCCCUAGAUUUCGCUUCUCUCUUUCCAGUGGGUCGAUGCGUCAAAGAUAUGCCCCGGUAUGCUUGGAAACGCGACGCCUCACACUGGUCUGAAUCACGCGUAGCCAACGAGUGGCGUUUCCGCGAGUAUCCUCCGCAUGAUCUCCUAGGUAUUCGAGUAAUCGAAACGGGCAGCCAGGAGCCGCAUUGGCGGAAUAGACUGGCUUUGGAAAAUGUUCCAUGGCUUGGUGGACACGAAGUCAGCGGCCAGACCGUUUUUCCCGCCGCAGGAUACAUCAGCAUGAUCGGGGAGGCUCUGCGCCAGUUGAAUAGUGGGACUGAAGGAGAGUCCACCUACAGUCUUCGGAACGUCCGUAUUGCCUCGGCAAUGGUGCUUGAGCCUGAGAGGGUCAGCGAGCUACUAACUAGUCUGAAGCCAAUGGCCCUUGACUCGUCAGAUCAGACUCCCUGGUAUAGUUUCACGAUUAGCUCGUUUGACGGUAACAAUUGGGUGCGAAAUUGCUACGGCGAAGCACGGAAAUCAGUCGAAAAAUCAUCUCCUUUCUUACUGGGGCCCGAACAGAUCAUCGAGUAUCCGCGAAAGGUAGAUGAGAACUACUGGUACAAUAUAUUGACUAAACUUGGCUUUGAAUACACCGGAGCUUUCCGCGGGCUGCAAAAAAUCACAUCUGGAACUGUUACUAGUCAAGCUGCAGCAGUUGUUCCAUUCGACGAGAAGCAUAAUCAAGGUGAUCAAUAUCCUGUGCACCCAGCAGUAAUUGAUCAGUGCUUUCAGAUUUUCACUGUAGCAGCCGCACGAGGACGAGGCCGUGCUUAUCGCCAAAUUGCCGUGCCAACAUUUAUCGAGGAGAUUGUCAUUGCCCCCUCCAACAAUGGGCACUUGGACGCGAUGGCAAAUAUUGAUAGUUAUGAUCGGGGAUCUUUCGUCGGUCACUUGAGCGCUCAGAGUGGGGGAAAGGCAGUUCUGAGUCUCACUGGAUUUAAAGCCACAGCACUCAGCUACGCGGAGUCCGCAUCUGAUGAACUGCCUCUAAUCAACCAAUUGGAGUGGAAGCCUCACAGUGAUUUUGCGGACAUGAGCAAGUUAAUGCGUCCUCGCCAGCAUUGCCCCUCAGAAUGGCUACUUCUAGAAGAGCUUAUCCUGCUAUGUAUGCUGGAUCACCAGAGAAGAUUAACCUUCGAGCUCUCAGCUGAGCAUCUUGUCAAGUUCCUCGCAUGGCAACAAAAGCAAAUUGAUCGUUACCGUAAUGGACACAAUAACCUCGUUCCAGCUGAUCGACGCCUUGAAGAUCUCGAUGAGGAAAAUCUCUUGGCUCGAAUUGAGAGUAUUGCCGCACAGGUCAAAACAUCGCCAUAUGCUGUAUUCGCCACGGCAAUUCACAAAUUAUUUCACUCCGCGACAGCUAUAUUCAAAAACGAGGCUCAUCCACUGCACAUUCUCCGAGAGGAAGAUGUUUUGAGCGAGUUCUACGCGGUGGUAGAUGGAUUUCUUGACUAUGCAGAUGCAAUCCAAGUUCUAGGCAAUACUAAUCCCCAACUACGAGUGCUGGAGAUUGGUGCUGGGACUGGAGGAACGACCCGAAAAAUUAUCAGUGCGCUUACUUCUUCGUAUGGAGAGCGACUAUACAGCAGCUACACUUUUACUGAUAUUUCUGCUGGUUUUAUGACCGAUGCGAAGGAACUCUUAAGAGAAUAUGAGGGAAUUGAAUUCAUGGUAUUUGAUGUUACCCAAGAUCCUAUCGCACAGGGCUUUGAAUUGGAGAAGUACGAUUUAAUUGUUGCAAGCAACGUUAUCCAUGCCACGCCAUCGUUGCAGGAGUCUUUACGUACUAUUCGCAGUUUGCUGAGCCCUGUUGGAUGUCUUUUUUUGCAGGAACUCACUCCUGAGGCUAAGUUCUACGACUACGUCAUGGGAUAUCUAUCGGGAUGGUGGUUAGGAAACGAAGACGGUCGUACUGAUCAACCAUAUGUUACCGUAGACAGAUGGUCUACAGAACUGGUCGCUGCGGGAUUCCGAGAACCCGUUUCAAUUUUAGACGGGAUUGCCCCUUACCACAGCAAUGCAGGAAUUCUCGCUACGGUCCAGAGCACACAGACCCCAGUCACCCGCAUUACCUUGCUCUGUUAUGAUCCAGAAGGCCCCUACGUGCAGGAAUUUCUUGAUCGACUGCUAGACCUGGAAAUUACUACCGAUGUCUGUAACUUCGGGUCAGACCUUCCGCCGUCGCAGGACAUCAUUUCCUUGCUCGAGAUUGAAAAUUCAAUCGUGCACGACAUGUCCGAAGAAACUUUCAAGACGCUCCUGAAUUACCUACAGACGCUGCAGAGCAAUGUGCUAUGGGUUACCCCGGCAGCUCAAGUAAACUGUAAGGACCCCAGAUCAGCUAUGAUUCUGGGUCUAGCGCGAACUGCACGAAACGAACUUUCGAUUCCACUAUAUACCGUUGAAGUGGACAGCGAGACAGCAAAGUCAGUUGGAGCAGAUGCUGUGGUCCAAAUCCUUCUUCGCAUUAAUACAGUGGGUCUUGAUUCAGAGGUAAUGGACCCGGAUUGGGAGUUCGCUAUUGUCAAGGGAGAGAUUCUUGUGCCUCGUUUGCACUGGCAGACGGUGUCUAGUGCACUAGACCGUUCACACCAAUCAGACUUUGCUACCUCUCAGCGUAUCACCAUCGGAACACCCGGUCUACUUCACACAAUGCAAUGGGAGGAUCAGAAGAUUGAGAGCCUGAAAGAGGACGAAGUGCGAAUUCAGACAAAGGCUGCUGGUUUGAAUUUCAUGGAUGUCCUUAUCAGCCUCGGUGUUAUUAGUAUCGGAGCCAGCGACAUGGGGCUCGAAGGCGCUGGUAUCAUUGAAGCCAUUGGGCCUAAUGUUAACAAUCUUGCGGUUGGAGAUAGAGUGCUUUAUAUGUCAACUGGAUGUUUCUCUACUUCCUUCACUUUGUCAGAGAAGCUAUGUAUUCGGCUAAGUAAUGAUAUGAGUUUUGUGAAAGCAGCCUCGCUGCCAUGUGUCUACGGUACAGCUAUCAUGGCGCUAAUUGACAAGGCAAAUCUUCAACCUGGACAGUCGGUUCUUAUCCACUCCGCAGCUGGCGGUGUUGGUUUGGCGGCCAUUCAGAUUGCGCAGAUGAUUGGCGCGAAGAUUUACUGCACUGUCGGUAGCGAAGCCAAGAUCGAAUACCUGGUCCAGAAUCACCAUAUCGAGCGCUGUCAGAUUUUUAAUUCGCGCGACUCAUCAUUCCUUCGUGACAUUAUGCAGGCUACUGAUAACGAAGGUGUGGAUGUGGCACUCAAUUCCUUGUCAGGAGACUUGUUGCACGCAACAUGGAACUGUGUCGCCAAGUUUGGAACUAUGGUGGAAAUUGGAAAACGUGACUUUCAGCGUCGAGCUAAGCUCUCUAUGGAAUUGUUUGAGGCUAAUCGAACAUUUGUUGGGCUUGAUCUCAGAGAUCUUAAUCAACAGAAACCAGAGAAAGUGGUUGAGCGAUGUGUGCGAUGGAUCGACUCUGGAAAGAUUACCCCCGAUGCUGUUACAAAUACGUUCCCCGCUUCACAAAUUCAAGAAUCAUUCCGGUUUAUGCAGGGUGGUCGUCAUAUCGGAAAGAUUGUCAUAGAGAUGCCACAUGAUGCGAAGUCUCCAGAGUCAUCCAAGAUCAAGCCAGUUUCAACCCUGCGCCCCGACCGCACAUAUUUCCUUGUUGGUGGACUAGGCGGUUUAGGUCGAGCGGUGGCGACAUGGAUGGUCGAACACGGAGCACGCUAUUUGAUAUUUUUAUCUCGUUCUGCUGGUACUCAGAACACGAUUAUUCGUGACUUUGUCCAGGAACUGCAUUCCCAGGGCUGCGCAGUGCAGCUUGUUGCAGGGAGUGUGAGCGAGAAGUCUGACAUUCAACGAGCCAUCAAGAACGCUGAAAUGCCAAUUGGGGGUGUAAUUAACAUGUCCAUGGUGCUGAAGGACAUUCCUCUAUCAGGCAUGACGUUUUCUGACUGGAUGACAGCAGUUGAGCCCAAGGUUCGUGGUACUUGGAAUUUGCACGAGGCUUUAGAAUAUCAACCUACACCACUUGAUUUCUUCAUUCUAUACUCAUCUUUCAGUGGUGUUGCCGGACAAAGGGGCCAGGCGAACUACGCUUCCGCCAACACCUUCCUUGAUGCCUUUGUCCAAUACCGUCACAGCAAGGGACUUGCCGCAUCUGUCAUCGACAUUGGGGUAAUGGGUGAAGUUGGCUUUGUUUCACAAAACAAUGAUACCCUUGAACGCUUUGAGAAAACCGGUAUGCAUUUGUGCAAGGAGCAAGACCUUCUUGACGCCAUGACUCUGGCUAUAGAGCGCUCCUCCCCCAAGCCACAGCCGGAUGCGAGCGUAACCACCUACCAAAACCCCUCACAGAUCAUGCUUGGUCUUCACACCACAAUCCCUAUCACCUCGCCCUCUAACCGUGUGGAUUGGAAGCGUGAUAUGCGCACCAUAAUUUACCGCAACAUCAAUAGCGGAAACGAGGGUUCCUCUUCCCCAUCAUCAUCGGACAAGAACAGUGACUUGAGAAAUUUUGUCGUGGUUGCUACUGGUAAUCCAAAUCUACUUGCAGAUGAUCCAGAAGGUUCUGCUACAAUUAUUGCGCAGGCACUUGCUGUAGCUCUAGAAAGCCUCCUCAUUAAAGAAAAUAUUUCGCUAAACGAUUCGCUGCCUGCUUCGGGCGUCGACUCGCUGGUUGCGAUGGAGGUGAAGAACUGGAUUAAGCAGCAAUUAAGUAUCGAGGUAAGUACAUUCACUUUGCUUCAAAACUCACCAUUGAUUGCGUUGGGUGAGAAUCUCCGUGUAUUACUUGCUACAAAGUUGGGGCUACGGAUUUAG